AGCUCAACAUUUGGAAGAAAGAUCAGCACCGUCGAUCAUAGAAAGAGGGAGCAGAGAAACAAGGUGGGUGGUGACCAAGAAGAGAUAAUAAUUAAGUGAAGAUACAUUAAGCCAAAUAGAUGGCGGAAUCAUAUCCGAUGAACGGCGGAGACGGCGCUUACAGCUACAGCAACAACUCGCACUUCCAGAAAACAACUGCAGAUGUUUUGAAGACAAUGAUAGAUGAAGCAAUCGCUCACAACCUUGAUAACCUUGAUGUGUCCUCACCAAGCACGAUUGGCCUUGCAGAUCUUGGUUGCUCCGUCGGACCAAAUACCUUCUUUGCCAUGCAAAAUGCGAUAGAAACAAUCCAAACACUAAACAUUAUCCCAGAAAAUACCGAAUUCCAAGUUUUCUUCAACGACCAUUCAUCUAACGACUUCAACAAGCUUUUUGCCACCCUCCCGCCCAAGAGAACAUACUUCGCAGCUGGAGUUCCAGGGUCAUUCCAUAGGCGACUGUUCCCCAAAUCUUCUAUCCAUUUUGUGUACUCUUCCUUCGCACUGCAGUGGCUUUCUCGGGUCCCGCAAGAGUUGCUGGAGAAGGGAUCAGCGGCAUGGAAUAAGGGGAGAGUUCAUUGCACGGGAGCUCAUGAGGAGGUUCGUGGGGCUUAUGAGGCUCAGUAUGCUAAGGACAUGGAGGUAUUCUUCAAGGCUCGGGCCGAAGAGGUUGUGGGUGGAGGGGUGAUGGUGCUCAUAAUGCCUGCUAAAGCCGACAAGGUGCCAUAUUCAAGCGUCCCGAUUUGUGUCAUGUAUGAGCUCUUGGGGCAAAGCCUCAUGGACAUGGCUAACGAGGGAACAAUAAGUGAAGAUCAAGUGGAUUCGUUCAACUUGCCUCUUUAUCCCACCUCUCCCUCCGAGAUAUCCAAGUUCAUCGAGGAGAACGGUUGUUUCUGCAUAGAGAAAAUGGAGCUGAUGAGCACCCAACACCGAUUCGAGGGUCCAAUCAAUGGUGCAGAUGUCGUCAGGCACCUGAGAGCAGGCUUAGAGGGGCUAAUCAGCAAACAUUUUGGUGGUGAGAUCAUCGACAAACUGUUCAGUCGUCUCGAGGAAAAGUCUGAGGACCUCAGCCAUCUACAGGGUUCAAGCUUCACGGGAGGAAGUCUCAUGUUUCUGGUUCUGAAACGCAAAUAGUUAGUGAGAGGUAUAAAAAACAUUUCUGCUUUUACUACGAAAAUGCGCUGUUUUGCUGGAGCUGUGGACCGUGAUCAAUGCUUAUUGUAUAUUUCCUUGGACCCUUAAAAAUUUCAACAAGGACGAACCAUGCUAUGAAUUUUCAAUACUUCUGCACCUGUUACAAUUUUUCACAUUCCCAUCAGUUGAUGGGAAUGUAAAUCGUAGAUCUUCAUCUUUUAUUAAUGAGAAAAUAAAAGUGGGACAAGACCACUGUUGCGUUUCC
This is a messenger RNA of Punica granatum (pomegranate), 1437 nucleotides long. NCBI's taxonomy places the organism in Eukaryota, Viridiplantae, Streptophyta, Magnoliopsida, Myrtales, Lythraceae. The record is from RefSeq and is a predicted model, not a curated record.